This is a messenger RNA of Malaya genurostris, 1401 nucleotides long. Its product is annotated as putative methyltransferase C9orf114. The transcript is spliced from 2 exons. The coding region runs from base 77 to 1366 and encodes 429 amino acids. The record is from RefSeq and is a predicted model, not a curated record. NCBI's taxonomy places the organism in Eukaryota, Metazoa, Arthropoda, Insecta, Diptera, Culicidae.
ACUGUCAAUUUUGUUUUAUUGGUCGAGUUGUUUUCCUUUUUUAUCUGCUGCAUGCAUAGUUUCCGAAUAUUGCAUUAUGAAUUCCAGUACCGUGAAAUCGACUCAUUCGUCAAUGCCGAAAAAACUAACGCCUGCUCAACGGUACGAGCGUAAAGAAUUAAAACGCAAGAAAAAGCAAGAUCAACUUCUAAAACGAGUGAAACGAGAGUUUGAACAGGUAGAACGCGAAAAAGCAGCCACACGUGAAGUAAAGGUUGAAACGGUUCCGGAUGAAGGUCGUGUUUCUACAAUAAGCAUCGCCGUUCCUGGAUCAAUUUUAGACAAUGCGCAAUCCCAAGAACUACGAACCUAUCUGGCUGGUCAAAUAGCUCGGGCAGCUUGCAUAUUCCAAGUGGAUGAAAUUGUUGUUUUCGAUGACUGUGGCAAUGCUAAUCAAGCUACGGAUAGACUGGCCACAGUAGAUACUACCCAAGGAACUGUUUCUGCUCGUCGAUGCUGCGUCCAGUUAGCACGUAUACUGCAAUAUCUUGAGUGCCCGCAGUAUUUACGAAAAUAUUUUUUUCCGAUUCAUAAUGAUCUUAAAUUCUGUGGUCUUUUGAGUCCUCUCGAUUCGCAGCACCAUUUACGGCAAGCCAGCGAAUUCGAGUUUCGCGAAGGUAUUGUUACCAACAAACCGACAAAAAAUGACCGGUCUAGUUUCGUCAAUGUCGGCCUGUUGAACGAUGUACUUGUUGAUAGCCAUUUGGAUCCCGGUUUGCGAGUGACUGUGAAAAUACCACAUGGAGUGGAAUUGAAAUCGAAAAAAAUUCGUGCUAAAGUAGUGCCCCCGACACAACCUCGCCAAGAAACCGGAAUUUAUUGGGGUUACAGUGUCCGUAUCGCCAAUACGCUUUCCCAAGUAUUCACAAAAAGUCCUUUUAAAGGAGGAUACGAUUUAACAAUAGGAACAUCAGACACAGGAAGCAACGUUCAGGAGAUGAAAUCAAGCAGUCUUACAUUUAAGCACGCGUUGAUAGUUUUUGGAGGAGUUUUUGGAUUGGAACCAGCGCUUGAAAAUGACCCAAAGCUAAAUGUUGAAAAAGUCGAUCUUCUGUUUGAUGAAUAUGUUAACACUGUGCCACGGCAAGGAUCAAGAACAGUUCGUACGGAGGAAGCAAUUUUAAUUUCUCUAGCAGCACUUGGUGAGAAACUAGAUCCAGUUAUAAAACCAAAAGAAUUCCAACAUUUUGAUGCCAUUCCACACAGUCAUGAUACCGGAGUUCAACAGUACGCAUUCAAUGAGAAGAAAAAGAAAGCAAGUAAAGAACUAUCCACCACUGAAAUUGAAUCUUCGACGAUUGUAGAUGAUAUGUCUAGAUUUGAUUAAAAGAUGUUUUUCCUAUACACAAUUGAUACCUUCAA